This is a messenger RNA of Penaeus monodon (black tiger shrimp), 742 nucleotides long. RefSeq lists its product as uncharacterized. The transcript has 3 exons. Lineage: Eukaryota; Metazoa; Arthropoda; Malacostraca; Decapoda; Penaeidae. The record is from RefSeq and is a predicted model, not a curated record. Bases 82 to 420 code for a protein of 112 amino acids.
UGACCUCGCUAUUGGGUCAGUAUAUAAGAGGCUUCUGCACCCCUUGGCCCCUCACUUGCGAUUCAAAACCAAACCGAAACAAUGCAAAUCUCGCGGGUGCUCCUCCUGGCGGCGGCGCUGGUGGUGGGCGUGUGCCACGGGCAGCUGGACAUCCCUUCUGUGUCCGAUGCGGAAAUGAAUGAAAUCCUCAGCGACGUUCCGAGAGUGGCACAGUGCCUCACCGAGCCUGAUGACAGGUGCCACCCACUCACUGCCACGGUUCGAAAUAUCCUACCAGAAUUGUACAGAAAUGGGUUGAGGUGUAACACCUGCAGUGAGCAGAGUCAGAGGAACAUCGAUCAGUUCAGGACUGUUCUGACAAAGCACGAGAACAGCCAGUAUAACAGGCAGAUCUUGCGGUGGGUCACGCAACAGUUAUAAGUGAGGACCCUCCCCCCAACACACCCUUCUAACACCCUUCCCCUCCCCUCCCUAACCUCCCUCUCUCUCUACGUUUUUUUAUUGGCUCCUUAUUUCUCUAUAUACAUUUGAUUUUGUUUAUCACUUUGUUUUUGAAAUGCAGUAAUUCAAUGUUGCAGAAGUAAUCCUCCUUAUCAAUACUGUUAUUAUUUUCAUUGGUUUUGUUAAUCUCGUUAUUAUUGCCAUGAUCUUUAUAGUAAAGAUUAUUAAUGUCAUAAACACAAUUUUUAUAGGAAUUUAUUAUUGCUAUUAUUAUUAGGACUGCUGCUAUUUUCAUUAUUAU